Messenger RNA from Cladocopium goreaui, 2574 nucleotides. Lineage: Eukaryota; Dinophyceae; Suessiales; Symbiodiniaceae. The record is from the annotation of a GenBank genome assembly.
AUGUCGGUCACUCAGCGGUCCAAGAAAGCCCGAUUGACUCAUCAGCAGAUGGCGAUAUCUUCGAUGUUCCAGCCUGGUAUGAAUCCUAUGGCCAUGAUGAAUCCGAUGGCGAUGAUGAAUCCCGCCAUGGCGGCCAUGUUUCAGCAGAUGUCAAACCCCUCAGCCCCAUCUGGAUUGACGAUCAAUCUGCCAGCUCACACAGAUGAUGCUCUCGUCGAAGGAGGAGAAGAGCAAGGUGAAGAUGGCGGUGAGGAUGAGGAACAUGGGGAAGAUGUGCAUCAGGCCGUUUUGACAAAUGAGAGUCAGAGGGCAGCAGUGACUCCAAAGAAGUCAGCGCCACCAGUGAGACCAAUGUCGUCAAACCCGACAGCAGGACCCUUUCCACAGUCUCAGACAAAGGAGCCUCAGGAGGAGACUUCUGAUGUCAUCAAUGAAGCAGUGUCCCGGGUCAUGGCCACCAGGAACGCGCUUUUCAAGGCUACAAAGGGAGAGAUGCCGAUCCCGCGGAGCAUCAAGUACUUAGGUGCAAUGCCGAAGGUGAGGCUAUCUCAGGCCAUUGAGGCAUGCGACCCUGACCUGAAUGCCACAGCCACAUCAAGUCUGACUGAAGACGGGUUGCGACGAGUUCUUUGGUGUUUGACAAGGCAACGACCACUUGUGCCGAUGAGUGGUCUUCAGGUGACACUCUACAACGAACUGUUCGCCAGAUUGCUUGUCCGUCAUCAGCAACUUGUGCGUCGGACCGUGAAUUCCCAGUCGGACUCACUUGUUGACUCACUUGUUGGACGACAAUGCAAGGAUCUGAAGAAUGAAACUGAAUUGGUUGACAGUCUUGUCAAGCAGCUCACUGACUCUUGGGGUUUUGAUCAGGGGUGGCUUGAUGAACUCCAUGCGAUUCUGAAGAGACAUGCAGAAGCCAAGACAAAAUCCAGGGCAAAGGCAAUCGGAGCACCUGCUGCAAUGCCUGAACUUUUGCAGGCCAGACCAUUGAUGCAGGCAUUUGCCAAGGCUGGGGCACCUGCACCUCGUGCUGGAGUGCUGAGGCCUUCAGUGACUUCAGAUCCACCAUCAGUGCCUGAUGAUGCCGCAGUGACUGCUGAUGCCAGCCAGCAUGUGGAGAGUCGUCAUGUGGAGAAUCAGUCUGUGUCAGUGCCUGAGCCUGGAGAAGCCUUCGAAGCCGGUGAGGAUCUAGGCCAUGUUGAUCAGCCAGAAGACAGUGAUUUGCCUCAGUGCUGCAUUUGCCAGAAGAUCAUGAAUCACCGCACUGAAGAGCUGAUGGCGCUGGAGUGCUCCCAUGUCUUCCAUGUUGCUUGCAUCACUGAGUGUUGGACGAAACUCGGCAAGCCACGGUGGUGCCCAUACAAGUGCACGGAGAACGUAAGCAAUGUAGAGGACGAUGACUGGGCCAUGGGCAAUAAUGACGAUUCAGCAGUUGGCGCAUGGGUGACGCGCGGCUACAUGACGAAGGAGGAGGCCAUGAACACCAACAGCUACACUGAGCAGGACUGGGAUAACACCCACUUGUUGACAGACCCGCUGUCACUUUCGCAUAUUCUUGGGGCAGAUGCUUCGUUGGACCACCCGAGCUUGUGCAGAAUGAUGGAAGAGUCGGAGACACUGCGCAUGAGGUAUGUCUGGGUGCUGACUGCAGUUGGGCAGCCUCGUGGUGGCCAAUCUGGAUACAUUCCAGAGAGUCUUGCCUUUGUUCUGGAGAAGCGGCUCUGCACCUACUUGUCCAACUUUGCAAGUCUUUCAGCUGAGAAGCAGCAAGCAUUGCCCACCAGAACAACCAUUGUGUGGAACUGCAAGCGACAAUCUGAAGCAGACAUGCGGACCUUCAAGAAAAACACGAUGCCGAAUCCAGAUGGAAGUGGACGUCGAUCGUUUGUGCCAAACAUUGGUGCAAUCCGGGGCAGCAAGGCCUUGUCGCUCUUGCACUUUGACAUGGACAAGAUGGAGCUCGAGCUUCCUGAGGAGGAUGCUCCGCGCUACUUGUCCAUCUUCAAAUUUUUGCCAGGAGAUGUCAAUGAUUUGCAUCCCAUGAACAUGGAAGAGCUCAAACGCCACCCUCCAAAUGCGGAAGAUCAGCAAGAAGAUGAUGAUGAAGAAGAGAAUGAACCAGAUGAUGCGCAGGACGCAGCCAUGGAUCAGGAUUCCGGUGAAGAAUUCCAGGCCCAUGAAUCUGAGGAUGAUUUGCUGGAGGAGGAUGAAGAGGCGAUCCUUCCCAUGGUUCCAGCUGAGGCAGUUGCAGCUUCUCAGACAGUUGCAGCUCUUGAGACAGUUGCAGCUCCUGAGACAGUUGCAGAGGCAGUUGCAGCUCCUGAGACAGUUGCAGCUCCGGAUCAGAUGGUGCAAGCUGAUCCUGUUCCUGCGGCUGCCUCACUCGUAGGCAUGUGCAAUACUGACCCGGAAAUUCGAUCUUUGCUGAAGUCUGGAAGAAUUCAGCACCGCCAAUCAAAAGAUAUUGAGAAAAAAGCCUCCGGUUUUCAAGCAUCCUAUGGCUUGACUGGGAGGUAUGCCACGAGAGAAAAGGCAUUGCAGGCAGCCAUCACUUUCUGCAAUGCCAAUGCUUGA